ACUGUUACCAGCUGCUGGACUAUUCCAAUCCCUGUCGGAGAAAACACGCGGACCGACAGUCCUUCUCAAUUUUCUUCCUCCCUGUUUACCUCAUUGUGCUUUCUUUUAUUUCACCCUGCUUCUGUCUUGCUCUCUUUUACUCUUUUCCUAAGUGGAUAACUUUUUCUUCUCCCUCCUUUGUUUUCUGCUCCGUUUCACGGUUUUUAUACGCUUUAGCUAUAUAGCAUAGGUAUAUUUAUUUAUUUUUUAUUAGAAAGGAUAUACAUUUCACUUAUUUUUUUUAAUGUUCGUCAAAUGAGAAGACGUAAAAGAUGGAGUUGCAUAUUUUAGAACACAGUUUGAAAGUAGCGAGUAUAGCAAAAGAGGGCAUUCAGAUUUGCACUCAUGGAUUAAUCAAACUCGCCUUCUUGCCCUCUAAAACAAGAUGCAAAUUUUUCAGUUUGACGGAAACUCCGGAGGACUAUACCCUUAUCGUCGACGAGGAAGGCUUCAAAGAACUGCCUGAGUCGGAGCACCUUAGUGUCGCCGAAGCCACGUGGUUGGCUCUCAACGUGGUGUCGGGGGGUGGGAGCACCACCAACUCUCAGCCAAUUGGAGUCACCAAAAUAGCCAAGUCUGUCAUCGCCCCCUUGGCAGACCACAACAUUUCUGUGUUUAUGCUGUCCACCUAUCAGACGGACUUUAUCCUGGUUCGAGAGCGGGACCUGCCCAUGGUCAUGCACACCCUGUCUUCUGAGUUCACCCUGAUGAGGGUGGUCAACGGAGAGACCGUGGCCGCCAACAGCCUAGGAGUCACCAACGGCUUUGUCAAGCCUAAACUCGGCGGACCUGCUCUGACUUUCAGCCAAAACAAGGCCCUAGUGCCCCGUCCCAUCAUCCACCCUCUAUCCAGCCCCAGUAACAUGUUCUGUGUGACCAGCCUGGACCCGGACACAUUGCCUUCGGUGGCCACCCUGCUCAUGGACGUCAUGUUCUACUCAGGCGGGAUAAAGGAGCCUGGGGCAUCUAGCGAGGACACUGGACACAUCCGCUUCUUCUCUUUCUCUCUGAUUGAGGGCUACAUCUCUCUCGUCAUGGACGAGCAGACGACACAGCGGUUUCCCAACAAUGUCCUCUUCACUAGUGCUUCAGGGGAGCUUUGGAAAAUGGUUCGCAUUGGAGGACAGCCUUUAGGAUUUGAUGAAUGUGGUAUCGUGGCUCAAAUAUCAGAACCCCUGGCGACUGCUGACAUUCCAGCUUAUUACAUCAGUACCUUCAAGUUCGACCAUGCCCUGGUCCCAGAAGAAAACAUCCAGAGCGUGAUUGGAGCUUUGAGGACCAAUGAGAGCGCAGGACAGUGAAGGCGAGGUGGAAAGAGCGAUUUAUUAUGUCAAACUCUUACAAAAAAAGAAAAGUGCCAAGAGCGUGGUUCUGGGAAGAGGGUAAUGCAAAGCUUGAGUCGUGUAGACGGAGGGACUGUGUGCGUGUGUGCGUCCGUGUGUAGACAUCCUUUUGUACAACGACCAGCAAUGUGUCCCUCCUAUUCUGAGACGGUUCCAACUACACUCCAAACCACACCCGCCACUCCCUUGAGCAUCCACUCUUACCCCAAACAACAUCCACCUCUUUGGGGACCCAAAGCAAGAGUGACUGCAGUGUUUUUCUCGCUCUAUUUCUUUCUCCUCUCCCUUCCCCUCAGACCAUUUCACCAUGGCAACGUGACCUACCGAAUUUGGGCCUAUUUCUUCGACACCAGCCCCUGAGAUACUGCAAAGCGGCCCUCACCUCCUUUUACUCUUCAUGUGUCACCCACGUGGUCCAUGACUGCCUGUAGUGAUAGGUGUUGCUUUAGUAUACCAGACUUUCCUUCCUAACUUUGCAUUGUUUUUCGCAAGCUGCUCUUUCCAUAACAACCAUACUGUAUUAGUUACCAGUCCUCUUAUGGAAAGAAAGAGAAUGUACUUUACAAACAAUUAUCAAUAUUUCCAUUAUUCUUUGUAUUUAUUUUUCUCAGUGCCAAGAGGUUUUAAAGGCCUAGACCGAUGCCUUGUCUAAUGCUCAGCGUGUGUGCAAUUUCAGAUCAGAUUUUGUCAGGUGGGGAAAUGAAAGACUGGUGAAUGUUGCUUUGUUCUGGUGAUGAGCGUGAAAUGACAUUUACUGACAAAUCACAGAGCCACUGAUCUAUAGAACAUAUCAUAUAAACAGUCUCGUGUGCUAUAUAGAUGCCUAUUUUCAUGUUUCGGGAGAACUAGGUUAUCGCUUUGCGUCGAGUGCCACACCAUGCCCGACUCCAAACUAGUCCUUUACCACAAACUAGAAUAAUAACUUCAACGCUAGUAAAGCCAGCGUGGAGAAGUGGUAGGGGCCUUGUCAUUUAUUCUGUUGUGAAUGUUUUUUUGUGGUCGUGGAUCAUUUGAACCAGCCCUUCAACCCUGUUGUCAGUUAAGGCAAUCAGCCCCCCUCCCCCACCCCAGUCUGCACUUUAAUACAGGUCCAUCUUACUGACCUGCUAUACUGAUGUGAAAACGGUGAAGGCUUAUUUUAUCCUAGCAGGAUUUCUUGAUAAGUGAAGACUUUUUUUUUUUUUUGGUCUUAAACCAUUGGUUGGUAUUUUAUUCUCUGUGACAAGCAAAAGCUUUCUUCGGUUAGCUUUGAUAUACAGAAACCAUGUAUUUAUCAGUGUUAACAUAAAGGGUGACAUUUCUUCUGAUUAAAAAAAAAAAAAACUCUG
Molecule: messenger RNA, 2710 nt
Organism: Salmo salar (Atlantic salmon)
Lineage: Eukaryota; Metazoa; Chordata; Actinopteri; Salmoniformes; Salmonidae
Product: cytosolic arginine sensor for mTORC1 subunit 2
Biological process (GO): negative regulation of TORC1 signaling
Source: RefSeq, a predicted model, not a curated record